This is a messenger RNA of Odobenus rosmarus divergens (Pacific walrus), 2313 nucleotides long. Its product is annotated as zinc finger protein 271-like. The record is from RefSeq and is a predicted model, not a curated record. Gene Ontology annotation, biological process: regulation of transcription by RNA polymerase II. The coding region runs from base 202 to 2313 and encodes 703 amino acids. The transcript has 3 exons. Gene Ontology annotation, molecular function: RNA polymerase II cis-regulatory region sequence-specific DNA binding; DNA-binding transcription factor activity, RNA polymerase II-specific. NCBI's taxonomy places the organism in Eukaryota, Metazoa, Chordata, Mammalia, Carnivora, Odobenidae.
UAGAGUGGACGCGGCGAUGGCGGUUCCGCAGCUUGUGAGGCUUGACAGCGACCUGGAGGACACGUCGAGAGGAUGUUUCUGGUGGUCUAGUCUCAGAAAUUAUAUCUCCAGUCUCCACAAUGAUUCCCUUCCAAGCCCAGUGGUGCCCCGUUGCCUGCAGGUUUCAGACUCCUAUGUGGACAAGAAAAGCUUACUAAGGAAAUGGUAAUUCUCCAGUUGCUCCCCGAGGUGCCAAGUGUCCAGUUACAGCCCAUGGAGAUCCACUUCAAUUAUGAAUCUCAAGAACACCACCUUCUGUCAGAUGGUGAGACUAAGACCAAGAUUGGAGAGGUGACUUCAGAGGAGGAAAUUACAACAAAAAUUGAACCAUUGCCUGAAGAGUCUGGCAACCCCAGAGAUGAUGUUCUCCAGGAUUCUGAAUGCAGAAGAUUCUAUGAAUUGGGGGAUAAAUUAAAUGAAAAGAAUCAAAACCUCCUUAAAAGAAGACAGAAUAACUGUGAUGAAUGUGGGCAAAGCUUUGCUUGGAGUACAGGCCUUACUAGGCACCAAAGAACCCACUGGGAGAAACCCUAUGAAUGUGAUAAGUGUGGAAAGGCCUUUGGUGUGAGCUCAGCUCUGGUUCUGCAUCAGAGAAUUCAUACAGGGGAGAAACCCUAUCCUUGUACUUGGUGCAUUAAAAGUUUCAGUCGGAGCUCAGACCUUAUUAAACAUCAAAGAGUCCACACUGGUGAAAAACCUUAUAAAUGUGAUGAAUGUGGGAAAGCCUUCAGUCAGAGUUCUGAUCUCAUUAUCCAUCAGAGAAUCCAUACAGGAGAAAAACCCUAUCAAUGCAGUCAUUGUAGUAAAAGCUUUAGCCAGCGCUCAGACUUGGUUAAGCAUCAGAGAAUCCAUACUGGAGAGAAGCCUUAUACAUGUAACCAGUGUAACAAGCAUUUUAGUCAGAGUUCUGAUGUUAUAAAACAUCAAAGAAUCCACACUGGGGAGAAACCAUAUAAAUGUGAUGUGUGUGGGAAAGCCUUCAGUCAGAGCUCAGAUCUUAUUCUGCAUCAGAGAAUUCACACUGGGGAGAAACCAUAUCCAUGUAGUCAGUGUAGCAAAAGUUUCAGUCAGAACUCAGACCUUAUUAAACAUCGAAGGAUCCACACUGGAGAGAAACCCUAUAAAUGUAAUGAAUGUGGUAAAGCUUUUAAUCAGAGCUCAGUCCUUAUUCUGCAUCAGAGAAUUCACACUGGAGAGAAACCCUAUCCAUGUAAUCAGUGUAGCAAAACCUUCAGUAGACUUUCAGAUCUCAUGAAUCAUCAAAGAAUUCACACCGGAGAGAAACCUUACCCAUGUAGCCAGUGCAGUAAAAUGUUUAGUCGAAGAUCAGACCUUGUUAAACAUAAUAGAAUUCAUACAGGUGAGAAGCCCUAUGAAUGUGAUGAGUGUGGGAAAACCUUUAGUCAGAGCUCAAAUCUUAUUCUCCAUCAGAGAAUCCACACUGGAGAGAAACCCUAUCCAUGUAGUGAUUGUACUAAAAGUUUUAGUCGUCGUUCAGACCUCGUUAAACAUCAAAGAAUACACACUGGAGAGAAGCCGUAUGCAUGUAACCAGUGCAAUAAAAGUUUCAGUCAAAGCUCAGACCUCACUAAACAUCAGAGAGUGCACUCUGGAGAAAAGCCCUAUCAUUGUGAUCAUUGUGAGAAAGCCUUCAGUCAGAGUUCUGACCUUAUUCUUCAUCAGAGAAUUCACACUGGAGAAAAACCAUACCCAUGUACACAGUGCAGCAAAAGUUUCAGCCAGAACUCAGACCUUAUCAAACACCAGAGAAUCCACACUGGGGAAAAACCAUAUAAAUGUCCUGAGUGUGGAAAGGCUUUCAGUCAGUGCUCAGCUCUUAUCCUACAUCAGAGGAUCCACACUGGGGAAAAACCAUAUUCAUGUGAUCAGUGUGGCAAAAGCUUUAGUCGGCGCUCAGAUCUCAUUAACCAUCAAAGAAUCCACACUGGUGAAAAGCCAUAUAAAUGUGAUGCAUGUGGGAAAGCCUUCAGCAUAUGCACUGAACUUACUGAACACCAGAGAAUCCACACUGGGGAGAGACCCCACACGUGUGUUCAGUGCAGCAGAAGUUUUAGCCAGCUCUCUGAUCUUAUUAAUCAUGAGACCGUCCAUUCUGGAGAAGACAGGCUAAGUGUGAUGAAUGUGGGAACACCUUUAGAGUAUACACCAACUUUAUUUCGUACCAGGGACACUAUACCAGAAAAAAAUCUUAGGAAUGCUAUUGAUGAUUAUGAAAAAGGUUUUAAUCAGUGCUCAACUCUUGUGCUACAUUAA